AGAAUACUUCCACUUUCAGUUGUGAAAGAAAAACCAGGAAGUCCCCGAGCACGUUAGAAAACCCAGCCAUGGCCUGACUCAGGACAGCUCAGAGCAGGGCAUAACUGGGGGUGCUCUGAGACAGCCUUCUGUCUGUAUGGAUGCUCUGAAGACACCCUGUCCCUGGAGGAGCCGGGGGUGAGGAAAGAGGAACAGAGUCUCAUGUGCCAGGAAGAACUUGGAACCAGGAAGCCCCGUUCUCUGGAAGCACCAAGAGAUGCGGCCCCUUCGCAGGGUCUGAAUUUCCUGCUGCUAUUCACAAAGAUGCUUUUUAUCUUUAAUUUUUUGUUUUCCCCACUUCCAACCCCGGCAUUGAUCUGCAUUCUGACUUUUGGAGCUGCCAUAUUCCUGUGGCUGAUCAACCGACCUCAGCCACUCUUAUCUCUUAUUGACCUGAACAAUCAGUCUGUGGGAAUUGAGGGAGGAGCACGGAAGGGUGUUUCCCAGAAGAAUGCUGACCUAAUACGUUACUACUUCUCAGAUGCCAAGACUAUGUAUGAAAUUUUCCAAAGAGGACUUGCUGUAUCUGACAAUGGGCCCUGCUUGGGGUAUAGAAAACCAAACCAGCCCUACAGAUGGCUGUCCUACAAACAGGUGUCUGAUCGAGCAGAGUACCUGGGCUCCUGUCUCUUGCAUAAAGGAUAUAAGCCAUCACCAGACCAAUUUGUUGGCAUCUUUGCUCAGAAUAGGCCAGAGUGGAUCAUCUCUGAGCUGGCUUGUUACACAUACUCCAUGGUAGCCGUUCCCCUGUAUGACACCUUGGGAGCAGAAGCCAUCAUAUAUAUUGUCAACAAAGCUGACAUCACCACAGUGAUCUGUGACACGCCCCAAAAGGCAUUGGUCUUGAUAGGAAAUGUAGAGAAGGGCCUCACCCCAGGCCUGAAGAUGGUCAUCCUUAUGGACACCUUUGAUGAUGAUCUGAGGCAAAGAGGGGAGCAGAGUGGAGUUGAGAUAUUAUCCCUGUUUGAUGCUGAGAAUCUAGGCAAAGAGAACUUCAGAAAACCUUUGCCUCCUAAUCCAGAAGACUUAAGCAUCAUCUGUUUCACCAGUGGGACCACAGGUGACCCCAAAGGAGCUAUGCUAACCCAUCAAAAUAUUGUUUCAAAUGCUGCUGCUUUCCUGAAAUGUGUGGAGCAUACUUUUGAGCCCACCCCUGAUGAUGUGACCAUAUCCUACCUCCCCUUGGCUCAUAUGUUUGAGAGGGUUGUACAGGCUGUUGUGUACUCCUGUGGAGCCAGAGUUGGGUUCUUCCAAGGAGAUAUUCGGUUGCUGCCUGAUGACAUGAAGACUCUGAAGCCCACAGUGUUUCCCACAGUGCCUCGGCUCCUUAACAGGGUCUAUGAUAAGGUACAAAAUGAAGCCAAGACACCCUUGAAGAAGUUCUUGUUGAACUUGGCUGUUUCCAGUAAAUAUAAGGAAGUGCAGAGGGGUAUCAUCAGGCGUGACAGUUUCUGGGACAAACUCAUCUUUGCAAAGAUCCAGGCCAGCCUGGGUGGGAAGGUUCGCUUCAUGGUCACUGGAGCUGCUCCCAUUUCCACUCCAGUCUUGACGUUCCUCCGAGCAGCAAUGGGAUGUCAGGUGUAUGAAGCUUAUGGUCAAACAGAAUGCACAGCUGGCUGUACAAUUACAUCUCCUGGGGACUGGACAACAGGCCAUGUUGGAGCCCCUCUGGCUUGCAAUUAUGUGAAGCUGGAAGAUGUGGCUGACAUGAACUACUUUUCAGCAAACAAUGAAGGAGAGAUCUGCAUCAAAGGCACCAAUGUGUUUAAAGGAUACCUGAAGGACCCUGAGAAGACACAGGAAGCCCUGGACAGUGAUGGCUGGCUUCACACAGGAGAUAUUGGCCGCUGGCUUCCAAAUGGAACUUUGAAGAUCAUUGACCGUAAAAAGAACAUUUUCAAGCUGGCCCAAGGAGAAUACAUUGCUCCAGAGAAGAUAGAAAAUAUCUACAUCAGAAGUAGACCAGUGUUACAAAUAUUUGUACAUGGGGAGAGCUUACGGUCAUCCUUAGUAGGAGUGGUGGUUCCUGACCCAGAUGCGCUUCCCGCGUUUACAACCAAGCUUGGGGUUAAGGGCUCCCUUGAAGAAUUGUGCCAAAAUCAACUUGUAAAGGAAGCCAUUUUAGAAGACUUGCAGAAAAUUGGGAAAGAAGGUGGCCUUAAAUCCUUUGAACAGGUAAAAAACAUCUUUCUUCAUCCAGAGCCAUUUUCCAUUGAAAAUGGGCUUUUGACACCAACACUGAAAGCAAAGCGAGGAGAGCUUUCCAAAUACUUUCGGACCCAAAUUGACAACCUGUAUGAGAACAUCCAGGAGUAGGUUCAGGUACUUAAGACUGGAAGGGGCACUCCACACUGCUUGAGAGGAAAUGGAUUAAAAACUAUUCUUGCAUU
Carlito syrichta (Philippine tarsier) is the source of this 2429-nucleotide messenger RNA. RefSeq names its product acyl-CoA synthetase long chain family member 5 (gene ACSL5). Gene Ontology annotation, biological process: long-chain fatty acid metabolic process. Gene Ontology annotation, cellular component: mitochondrion; membrane; endoplasmic reticulum. The transcript has 21 exons. Lineage: Eukaryota; Metazoa; Chordata; Mammalia; Primates; Tarsiidae. The record is from RefSeq and is a predicted model, not a curated record. Bases 202 to 2355 code for a protein of 717 amino acids. Gene Ontology annotation, molecular function: arachidonate-CoA ligase activity.